Molecule: messenger RNA, 1725 nt
Organism: Lachancea mirantina
Lineage: Eukaryota; Fungi; Ascomycota; Saccharomycetes; Saccharomycetales; Saccharomycetaceae
Source: the annotation of a GenBank genome assembly
AUGGUUGGAAAACUCAGAUUUGGCGGCAGAACCAGCACCAUGGGCCUUUCGGGUCGCGCUCUACGUCUGGCCAUCACGAUUACCGCGGUGACUGGGUUUUCACUUUUCGGAUACGAUCAGGGUCUUAUGUCCGGUCUUAUCACCGGUGACCAAUUCAACUCUGAGUUCCCAGCGACGAAAGCACACGAUGACUUGCGUAAGCCGGUCGUCGUACAAGGUGCUGUAACUAGUUGUUACGAAAUUGGAUGUUUCUUUGGAUCCCUCUUCGUCAUGUUCCGCGGUGAACACAUCGGGCGUAAGCCGCUCGUGAUCAUUGGCGCCAUCGCUACUAUCGUCGGUACCGUCAUCUCUACAGCUGCAUUUGGGCCCCACUGGGGUCUCGGUCAAUUUGUCAUCGGCAGAGUCAUCACUGGUAUGGGCACCGGGUUGAACACAUCUACUAUUCCAGUGUGGCAAUCCGAGAUGUCCAAGCCGGAAAACAGAGGUAUCUUGGUCAACUUGGAAGGUUCCGUCAUCGCGGUAGGUACCAUGAUUGCGUACUGGAUCGAUUUCGGGCUGUCGUUUGUCGACUCCUCGGUCCAAUGGCGUUUCCCCGUCGCCAUGCAGAUCGUGUUCGCCAUCAUGCUUCUAGUUGGUAUUUCCGAACUUCCCGACUCGCCUCGGUGGCUCAUGUCCCAGGGCAGGCGCGAGGAAGCCAUCUAUGUUUUAGCGAAAUUGGACAAUCUCGACGAGAACGAUGACUCGAUUGUCGCCGAGGCCACUUUGAUUCAAGACGCCGUUAACAGAUUUAGACACGAAAAGAGAUCUAUCAAGGACUUGUUCACCGGAGGUAACACCCAAAACUUGCAGAGAGCGCUAAUUGCCGCUUCUACCCAGUUUUUUCAACAGUUUACUGGUUGUAACGCGGCCAUUUACUAUUCGACCGUUCUUUUCGAACAAAGUAUCGGUCUCGAGAGAAGACUAGCGUUGAUUUUGGGUGGUGUCUUUUCCACCAUUUACGCUUUGUUCACUAUCCCAUCUUUCUUCUUGGUCGAGAGCUUGGGUAGACGUAACCUGUUUUUACUCGGUGCCACCGGUCAAGCCGUCUCUUUUACCAUUACUUUUGCAUGUCUAAUCAAGGACACUACCCAGAAUGCAAAGGGUGCUGCUGUGGGUCUGUUUUUGUUCAUUUGUUUCUUUGGUAUGUCCAUUUUGUCGCUACCCUGGAUUUACCCACCAGAAAUCGCUUCCAUGCGUGUUCGUUCGGCCACCAACGCGUUCUCUACUUGUACCAACUGGCUCUGUAACUUUGCCGUUGUCAUGUUCACGCCUGUUUUCAUUUCCGAUGCUAAAUGGGGUUGCUAUCUCUUCUUCGCCGUGAUCAACUGGAUCUACAUCCCAGUCAUUUUCUUCUUCUACCCAGAAACUGCUGGUAGAUCUUUGGAAGAAAUCGACAUCAUUUUCGCUAAGUCUCAUACCGAUGGUGUUAUGCCAUGGAGAGUCGCCGCGACUCUGCCCAAGUUGUCUUACUCUGAAAUUGAGGACUAUGCUAACGCCAUGGGUCUGUAUGACGACGAUCUCGAGAAAGAAGAGAUGAACGACGACGAGAACGAGGAACUUGAGAAAGAGGCCAAUCAAGGUGUCAAUGGUUACACUCUAUUCCAAAAGAAGCCUUCAAAUGAGGAAGAGAUCCCAAGUCAGCAAAACGCUGAAGGUUCUUCUACUACUUCUCACAAAACAGAGUGA